UCACUACUAUUUUAUUGUUAUUGUUUACAUAGUGAAAAAGUUUUUUGUUUUCCUUGAAUUAUUUUAAGAAUUUUUAUAGUUUUCAUAACAUUUACUGAAAACUCAAAGUAAAAUGAAUGAAGUUGUACGUGGCGAAGCCUCAGAAUCGGAAGAUGAAACUAUGGACUUAAAUCUAAGCCGAAAGAGAAUAUUGGCUGCAGAAGUAUCUGGAGAAGCCUCAGAAUCUGAUGAAGAUGUUUAUGACAAAAGUUUAGAUGGCAGCAGCUUGGAGUCUAAAAGUAAUGUAGAUUCUUUGUAUAACAACAAUUUAUUGCAAAGGAAAUUGAUUGAAAAUAAUUUAUCAAUUUGGCGCAGUUUAAAUAUGUUUGUUAAAAGUAUUGUUACCUCGUCCUCGAAACAAUUGCUAAACACCGAUCAAUUGCUAAUCAAAUCUCAAACGUCCAUGCAAUCUGUUUUGGUCACACUCAGUCAAACACAAAUGAAUAUGAAACAAUUGUAUCAAAAAACCGAUGCCGUAUUUACCACAAACUUUAUUCCAAAUAUUAAUGUAAAAACGAACAAAACAUAAUGAGAAAAUUGGUUGGAUUUAAGAAAAAACAAAAAUUUAUAAAAUUUUUUAUAUAUAUAUUUAAAAUAAAUAAACUUUUACAAUUACACUUAAUCUUCUGUA
Messenger RNA from Lucilia sericata (common green bottle fly), 670 nucleotides. It is a transcript of the gene Blos3, whose product is annotated as biogenesis of lysosome-related organelles complex 1 subunit 3. NCBI's taxonomy places the organism in Eukaryota, Metazoa, Arthropoda, Insecta, Diptera, Calliphoridae. The record is from RefSeq and is a predicted model, not a curated record. The coding region runs from base 113 to 568 and encodes 151 amino acids. The transcript has 4 exons. Gene Ontology annotation, cellular component: BLOC-1 complex.